This is a messenger RNA of Rhagoletis pomonella (apple maggot), 3361 nucleotides long. RefSeq names its product serrate RNA effector molecule homolog (gene Ars2). Gene Ontology annotation, molecular function: nucleic acid binding. NCBI's taxonomy places the organism in Eukaryota, Metazoa, Arthropoda, Insecta, Diptera, Tephritidae. The transcript has 9 exons. Gene Ontology annotation, biological process: mRNA processing; primary miRNA processing. Gene Ontology annotation, cellular component: nuclear body. Bases 19 to 3102 code for a protein of 1027 amino acids. The record is from RefSeq and is a predicted model, not a curated record.
UUGAUUAGUUGGCAGCACAUGUCAUUUAUCUGUCAUUUGCAGUGGAAAAAGAUUUAUCGCCAGAAAUUUUUUGCAGCGUCUUUCCGAAGUUAUUUCCUGGUCAUGGCCGAUUCGGAUGAUGAGUAUGAUCGCAAGCGUCGCGACAAGUUUCGCGGCGAACGAAGUUCAGGAGAUAGUUACCGUUCGGAGAGACGCGACGAUCGACGAGGCGGCGCUGGUACUAGCGGAAGUGGUCGCGAUGAUUGGUCGGAGCGGAACCCUUUCCGUGGAGGUGGUGGAAGUGGAGGAAGUGGAAGGCCCAGACCCGACUAUCGUGACUACCGGGGGGGAGGGCGUGACCGCUACGGGUCGCCAACCCGGGAAAUGCCGCCAGCAAAACGCAUGCGUCCGGACUGGGGUGACGAUUUGCGUGGGAAUCCUCGUUAUGGUUAUGAUCCAUAUCUUAUGCAUGCCUGGAACGAACACUAUGCUGCUCAUAGCUAUCACGGCGGCUUCGCCGGUCAUGGACAUGCUCCCCAUGCAGUACGUGACCAGCCGAACACAAGUGAUAUGCAGACUCAACCUGCCAUGCUUACGUUGAAACAAUUCUUAGAUACCCAGGACGAUGGUAUUUCAGACUCGGAAGUUUUGCGAAAGUACACUGAGUACAAAAUCGAGUUUAAACGCCAACAGUUAAAUGAAUUUUUCGUUGCGCACAAAGAUGAAGAGUGGUUUAAAAACAAAUAUCAUCCAGUAGACAGUGUUAAUCGCAAACAAGAACAACUUGGUUUCUUAAAGAAACGGGUUGAAGUUUUCAAUGAACUCUUGGAAAACGGCCAAGUAAAAGCAGUGACCGUUGAUACAUCUCAAUCAGAUCCGUUGCUUCGUCUGCUUGACACAGUAGUUAUUAAACUGGAAGGUGGUACGGAUGAUGAUCUGAAAAUACUCGAUGAGAAACCUCGAGAGUAUACCUUCCCAGAACGAAACUUUGAUAAAAAGCCAGAGCGCGACGACGAUGUAAUUAUAACAUCCGUGGGUAAGAAACUCAAAGAGGAGGAUGAACCUAAAGUCAUAUCACCGCGGCCGAUACGUCGCGCGCCCGUUUCUGAUGAUGAAGAAAACUGGGACGAUGAUGACGCCGAUGACAAUAAAAACUCUACCCACAAAAGUGAUGAUAAAAGAGAUAUGUCAGAUGACGAAGAUAGAAGUGAAGAUGACGAAAAGAGCAAGGAUAAAAAAUCUUUGAAACGUAAACGCACCAGCUCUGAAUCAUCUUCUUCAUCGUCCUCGGAUUCGGAUACCAGCAGCUCCAGUUCUAGCGAUGAAGAUGAUGAUGAUAAAAUAAAAGACAAAUAUGAUUUGAAUAUAGUUAAAGAAGAGAAGGUAGAAACCGAAAAGGAUGAGACAGAUGAAAUUAAAGAAAAAAAUGAAGUUGAUAAAGUUAUAGAGGCUGAGAAGGAGCCAGAAGCGGCACCAGUUGAAAGUAAAGUCAACGGUGAGGAAGAAAAAACUCCUGAGCCAGAGCUUUCCCGAAAUGGUUUGGAGGCAGAAAAGACGACCGAUGAUAUUACUAACAAAAAUGAUGGGGAAGAAAAUGCGCAAAAGGUGGAUACUGAUAAAGUGGAUGAAACCAUGAUAGAUAAUGAAAAUAACAAAGCUGUUAGCGCAAACAAUGAUGAUGCUAAAAGUGAAGAAACAAAUGCCGAUAAAGCGAACUCAGUUGUUGAUGAGGAUAACAAAGAAAGCGAUGCUGAGAAGACGAAAACGAAUGACGAUCAACCUGAGACUAUUGACUUGGACAAAGUCAAGGAGGAACCCCAGCCCCGCGCGCUCCACCGGACUUCUUCAAUAUUCUUGCGGAACCUUGCGCCGUCCAUAACCAAAGCUGAGAUCGAAACGUUGUGCCAACGUUUUGAUGGUUAUUUACGUGUGGCUAUAGCCGAUCCUUUAGUUGAUCGGCGCUGGUACCGUCGCGGUUGGGUAACAUUCAAGCGGGACGUGAAUAUCAAAGAGAUCUGUUGGAAUUUAAAUAAUACGCGACUGCGAGACUGCGAGAUGGGCGCAAUCGUGAAUCGUGACUUAAGUCGACGUGUACGACCGGUUAAUGGAAUGACAGCGCAUAAAUCCAUCGUCCGAGCCGACAUCAAACUAUGCGCAAAGAUUACGAUGAACUUAGACGAUAAAUUCAAGCUAUGGGAUAAGGAGUCUGAUGGGGAUGCUAAGCAAGCAUGCGAUAAUUCCAAAGGUAAUGGCGACAGCGGCGGAUCAUAUGGCUUUAAGUCAAAUAAUCCAGUUCUACAAAACAUUACGGAUUACCUUAUCGAAGAAGCAUCAGCAGAAGAGGAAGAAUUACUAGGCAUCUCUGGCGAAAAUAAAGAAUCGGACGGCGAGAUAAUUGAGAGAGAUGCACCACUUAUUUCUGUGCUUGAUUGCUUGAUUUUAUAUCUUCGUGUUGUGCAUUCCGUUGAUUUUUAUAAUCACUGCGAGUAUCCAUAUGAGGAUGAGAUGCCCAACCGUUGCGGCAUAAUACACGCGCGUGGCCCGCCACCCUCAAAAGUCACACAGAAUGAUAUACAGGAUUACAUAAAGAAUUUCGAAAACAAAAUGCAAACGUUCUUAGCUAAGGCAACAACUGUUGACGAUGAAGAGCUUAAAAAUUUAGGAAGCAAAGACGCCGAGGCUGAGGUGGAAAAAUUCGUACAGGCAAACACGCAGGAAUUGGCAAAAGAUAAAUGGUUGUGCCCGUUGUCGGGAAAGAAAUUUAAGGGCCCAGAAUUUAUACGCAAACACAUAUUUAAUAAGCACACGGAAAAGGUGGAUGAAGUGCGCAAAGAAGUAGAGUUUUUCAAUAAUUAUUUGCGCGAUCCAAAAAGGCCACAACUUCCCGAGCAUGCCAGCACCACUAAACGGACCACCUCGGAGUCUGGCGGCCUAGGGUACCGACCACCGAUAUAUCCGCCUGCAUUUAUGCCACCAUACGCUGCUUAUGCGCCGCCUAUGAUGAUGCCCGGUCGUGGUGGGCGCGGAUUUGGAGCUGGCCGCAGAGAACCAAUGGAGCAACAACGUCGUAUUAUUGGUUAUCAUGACCUGGAUGCACCUGCAAAUUUCGAUAUGUUUGAAUAAAAUGCUCUGAUUCGUAGCAGUACAACUAUAACAACUUACAACUGCUCCAUUAAUUAAUUUUCAUAUUUCUUACAGCCGCUUUCACCAGCAAUUUAAAUGGAAAAUACAUUUUUAUUUUCUGUCAAACUCCAUAUAAAAUUAAAAAACUUAAAAUAACUUUCACUUAAAUUGCUUUCGUGAAAUUGGCUGUUAAUUUUGUUUCUUUAGUUUAAUGAACUAAGUAAUUUUAAAUAAUCCCUAAAUAAAAAAUGAAUAAAAG